AUGGCGGACCAAACGAAAGACCCCGAGCCACAGCUGGAUUGUGAUGUUCUCAUCGUAGGCGCCGGGCCUGUUGGGCUAACACUUGCUCUAUUGCUUAGUGAAUACCGCGACUACAAAAUUAUUGUUUUAGAACGACAUCCUGCCCUGUUUCCUCUUCCACGUGCUGUGAGCCUUAGCCACGAUAAUCUAAGAGUUUACGAUGGGCUCGGCCUACAUGACGCGGCAUUCAAGAGUGCCAUCACAGAUAUUCGCGAUAGCGUAUCCAACAUCUGUGAAUUUAUCGGCGCCUCUGGCCAGACGCUAGCUCGUAUUCCAUACAAUUGGGAUUCAAAAUCCGGUACCAGCUCAACCUUUGCUCUACAUCAACCGUCUCUAGAAGAAGUCUUGGGAACUGCAUGUGCGGAGAAGGAAAAUAUUUGUGUGAUUCGUGCGACACAGGUUGAGCAUGUUAGGGAUUUGCAAACGCACGUGGAGAUCUGGACCGACGCCGAGAAAAAGAAGUGGACAGCACGAUUUGUCGUCGGCUGCGACGGAGCCAAUAGCAUUGUUCGUGAAUCAGCCGGAAUUGACCUCGUUGAUUGCCCAGGUAAUAAAUCACGUUGGUUGGUUGUCGAUGUUGCACCUGUCUCGGAAGAAAUCGCCCGCAAUUGGAAGGACUACAGUGGCCCACGGCAAUACCUUGACCCCCAACGACCUCGAUCUGCUGUAUUCCGUGUGCGGGAACGAAGAAGAUGGGAAUUUUUGAUCCUUCCCGGAGAGUCUCCUGAAAAAGCUGUUGAUCCAGGGUUCAUCUGGCCACUCUUGAAGGAUUCUGGCCUGGGCCCGGAAAAUGCAGUUCUUGAUAGGGCGGCAAUGUACGUAUUGAAAGGCGCCUGGGCGGAGACGUUUAACAAAGGACGCAUAUUUCUCGCUGGUGAUGCUGCUCACGUCACCCCUCCAUUUACGGGCCAGGGCUUGAACUCUGGAGUCCGCGAUGCCGCUUCUCUUUCGUGGAGACUGGAUCUUGCUCUUCGAUACCCAGAUAGGACUUCGGAGCAGAUUUUCGAUGACUGGACCGCCGAACAAUUAGGGAGAGUAAGGAAGCUGAUAUCCACUUCGGUCUCCAUAGAGAGCAUGGUUACAAUGACGGAUUCUGUUCAGGCGGCAGCGCGAGAUGAGAACUUUUUGGAACUUCUAAGAUCUCCGGUGCCGAAUCCAGAGCAUCUGGGAACUCCUGGUUUGUUCGAUAACUCCGCUGAGCAGGAAUCCGUUGCCGGAAAGUUAUUCAUGGACGGAGUGGUGGAGAUCAAAUGCAAGCAGGGACGGUUGUGUGACCAUUUUGGAAGCAAACGAUGGCUCCUGCUUAAACAGUAUGGAAAUGUCGAUGGCCAGGAAACUUUAGGUGCAAAAACGAACAAUCUUUUUUCAGAUGUCCUGAGGGGGAAAAUAAUAAAAUUCGGUGAAGGAGACCAGUACGCUAGAGAUAUGACCGGAAACAUCCUGAAGUGGUUGCAGGAGCACCGCGCAGUGGCAGUUUUGGUUAGACCGGAUAACUACGUCUAUGGCAUAGCGAGGAGUGUAGAUGAGAUCGAUAGCCUUGUUCUGAGAGCGAUAUUACAUGUUGGCAUCGUGUUAGACGAAUAG
Molecule: messenger RNA, 1623 nt
Organism: Talaromyces proteolyticus
Lineage: Eukaryota; Fungi; Ascomycota; Eurotiomycetes; Eurotiales; Trichocomaceae
Exons: 1
Coding region: 1-1623 (540 amino acids)
Biological process (GO): 3-(3-hydroxy)phenylpropionate catabolic process
Molecular function (GO): 3-(3-hydroxyphenyl)propionate hydroxylase activity; FAD binding
Source: RefSeq, a predicted model, not a curated record